UAGACAUUUUCCCCAUUGACUGCUCUCUUGUUAUACCUGGCGUACACACCUGUUUUUUUUUUUUAAUAAAUUUUAUUUUUUUUAAAACACAAAAAAUACAUACCGUAGACAUACAAAACAUUUACAAUUCCCACCACCAACACGAGGAUUGUUUUCUUUUUACAUAUUCGUUUCUUUAUGAGGCAAUUUUUAUAUCUUUAUCUUAAUCCAUUUCCAACCUAUCUAUAUAUAUAAAAGAGUGACGGCAUCACGGCAGCGGACAAAACAACAAAAGUAAACACCCCACAACCUCGAAAAUUGACAGCACAACCCCUCAUCCAUGCCUCUAGGUUGAUACAACAAAAAGAAAAGAAAAAUAAAGUCCUAAUUAGAGGGAGAGGAAUAAUUGUUUUUAUCCAAUUGCUGCCAGUUAGAAGGCUAAGCUCCUCCAACUUGGUCUCCUAGCAACACAAUAAAAAAUAAUAAAAAACACUAAAAAAUAAUUUAAAACACCAAAAGAUUAAUACAGUAAAAUACUAUAACAGAAAAUAACUAAAAAUAAUACAAGAAAAUAAUAAAAUAUAAUAAAUAAAAAGAUAACUUACAAUAAAAGAUUAAUACAAUAAAAUACUAUAAUAACAGAAAAUAACUAAAAAUGAUACAAGAAAAUAAUAAAAUAUAAUAUUUAAAAAGAUAACUUACAAUAAAAUUAAUUAAAAAAUACAAAUGUCAAAUAAAAAUUACACAACAAUUUUUAACCAAUACCACCACCACUUUGCCACAGCAACGCGUGGCCGGGCACAGCUAGUCUAUAUAUAUAAAAGAGUGAUGGCAUCACGGCAGCGGACAAAACAACAAAAGUAAACACCCCACAACCUCGAAAAUUGACAGCACAACCCCUCACCCAUGCCUCUAGGUUGAUACAACAAAAAGAAAAGAAAAAUAAAGUCCUAAUUAGAGGGAGAGGAAUAAUUGUUUUUAUCCAAUUGCUGCCAGUUAGAAGGCUAAGCUCUGCUCACUUGGUCUUCUAAGCAACCCACUCAGCCCAGGGGACCCUUGACCUUAACUACCACCAAUUCCUCAAUACUUUAUUUCUCAUACCACCAUACUUCGCCACAGCAACGCGUGGCCGGGCACAGCUAGUACUUUAUAGAUGUAUACUAAAUAUACAUAUAUUAAAUAUACUAAAUAACAUUUGUAUCUUAUUUCUUAUGGCUUGAUCUCCAGAUUGAUUCUUUACCCUUGUCCAUCUUUCUUCCAUUUCUCUUGUUCUAUUUUCAUUAGUUUUUACAACAUUUAGUUUCACAUUCAUAAUUUCAAAUUCCAUUUGCUCCACCAUAUAUGGGCACCAUUUAUUUACUGUCCAUUUUGAUUUAUCUUUCCACCCUAAUACUAAACAUUUGUAUCUUAUUUCUUAUGGCUUGAUCUCCGGAUUGAUUCAUGAUAUAGUUCUUUACCCUUGUCCAUCUUUCUUCCAUUUCUCUUAUUCUGUUUUAAUUAGUUUUUACAACAUUUAGUUUCACAUUCAUAAUUUCAAAUUCCAUUUGCUCCACCAUAUAUGGGUACCAUUUAUUUACUGUCCAUUUUGAUUUAUCUUUCCACCCUAAUACUAUUCCUGCUUGUGCACAUUCAAUUAUUGCUUCUUUUAUUUCCCAUUUCCUCUCUUUUCCCUAAUACCGCUAUUUCCUUUGUUAUGACCCACUCCUUUCCUAGUAUUUGAUUUGAUCAGACUAUACAAAAUGAGUCAAAUCAAACCUGGCAUAUACACCUGUAUGGCCUCUUCCUUGUGGCUCUCAGUCCAGACCUGUCUUGGCUUGUCAACAGAAGCCUCCGUCUCCACGGCGACCGGCCUCUCCGGACAAGGCACCUGCGGCCUCGUGAAGGUAAAGGUGGCCCAUGACCUGGAGCCAGAGGGAGGGGGCAGCAGGGACACCCAAAUAUUAUAUUUACUAAAUCCCCUCCCCAAAAUUAGUAUGAUAUGGUCCUCAUGUUGAGCCCAAGCCAAGGGGAAAGCUUGCUUCCAGAGCUCCUCCUUGAGGGACCUCAUCCCUCAUUUAAUGCUAAUCCCAUCCUGGGAUUCGUAGUUUGGAGAGGCAUCAACAAUCGAAUCCCCAGACAACAUUAGAUACAUAAGCAGUUUAUUAAUAGAUGGUUGUCUUGAGUGAGUCUCACUCUCUCGGCCUCAGAGAAAAGGUGCAAAUAAAAUCUCGAAGGCCUGUCAUUUCAAUCUGAAAUGGUUGCUUUGAGACCCUCUCGGCCUCCGUGGAAGUUUUUGCAUCCCUUCCUUUCAUUUAAAAUAUGUCAGUACGUAGCUGAUGAAGGAAGGUUGGCCAUGCACUUUAUUGCCGUAGUUUUUUUUGCCUCAGGCUAGACCUUUUUCUGGCCUAAACACCGAAAGGACACCAGAUCCGGUCUUUCCUUGGAAGUGACACUUUCUCAGCCUGAGAGCAAGACCAGCUGCACACCUAAACAUACUUUCCAAAACAGAAAUCUUCAUUAAUUUGCUUAUUUCCUUAUAGGGUGGAUUUCCCCAAUGGUGUCUCCCAUUGGGAGCUAAUCCUUUCUAUCUCUAUACCGAUGAAGGUGUAUUAGGAAAAUAUAAUACUUGUAUUGGAAACUAUAUAUUGAAUGUAAUCAUGUUAAGAAAUAGAAAUAGGAAAAAUGUAAUCACAAGCAGAAUUGUAUGCCUAUAGCCCAAAAAUACACUCUUCUCAGCAAAAGCAAGACCAAAGUUCACCCUGAGUGCCAGGGACAUAUCCUAAGUGUCAACAAGAGUAGAUAAGCUAAUGGACAAGAGACAAAUUAAGGCUUUUUGGGAUGUCAAGAUAAGACCUGGCGCCAGGGCGGGAAUACUCAUUACUCUCUCUGACAGCUAAGAUAGGAGGAAAAUCCUUAAUUAAUGGAUUCUGAGAGCUUAGAUGGAAAUUCCAGAGAUAACGCCUAAUGGAGGGUCAGAGGUCUUGAAGUAGUCUAUAUUUUAGGAAAAUGCAAAGAUAGCUUUUAAGUUAAGUGCCGAGUAAGACUUUUUUGACACUAAUUGGUGAUUGAUAAUACCUAUGUGACGUAGGUAGAGGUAGGCCAAAUAGUAUAUAAGGAUCUGUGUUUCUUUGUCUUGUACCCUUUUCCCCUGGAAACAGGGGGGUCUAUAUUGCUUAUUCUCACUGGCCACUGAGAAUAAACGUCAUUUUUUCUACAGCCACCGGAACUCUCUUUGUCUCAUUUCCUCAAACCUUUGUCUGCCAUUUCAAUACCACCCUCUUGUGGUUGGGUUGGAUUAAAGUAGCUAAUCCCUUCUAUCUCCUUAGCAUCCUCUUGUGAUUGGAUCUGAGCAUUGCAUACAUACAGAUCUAGAGUUCAAUAGGUAAUCCUUUCUAUCUCUAUUGAAUCCCCUCCUUGUCUUCAUGGCGUGCUUUUGCUUGCCAGUCGCUCUGCACAUGCACAGAUGCACUCUCUCUGCUCUUGCUUUCCAGGUUCUAGCGUGAAACAGCAGACUUGAAGGACUGAAGCCAAGCCUUGCGUUCAAGAGCCAAGUGCCAGCGAGUUCUCCUUGCCCCUUGAGUGGCCGAAACCCCUCUUUCUCUUCCGGAACGAGACCGAGAGAGAGGCCUUUCUGAGGCGGAAAGGCUGCAGAGAUGGUGGAGAUCUCGGAGCCCGGCUCAGCCCAGGCGGGGUCGAGGAAGAGGCUCCACUCGCAGGCGAAUAUGGAGGAGAAGAAAGAGACGGACGGAGAGGAGGGUGAGGAGAGUCCGGGGGAGACCCGAUCACCACCCGAGAAGCAGAAGAGCAGGGCACGGCAGCUCUGGCGCACGCUCCAGAAGGACUUCCGGCAUGCCGUGGAAAAGAUGAAGACGGAGGAGAUGAAGGUGGCCUACCUGAGCCACGGCCUGCAGCACCUGAGCCACCUGGUCCUGGACAGUCCUGUGCGGUACGUGACCCACGACCCCUCGAGGGGUCUCUUCAUGGCCCUCGACUCGGAGGACAAGCUGCACUUCCUGCGGGAAGACGGGUCCUACAAGGGCUCCGUCCGGGCUCCCUUUCCCAUGAUGGGGCUCCUGUACGCCACGGAAGUGGACCAGUUUGUGGCCUGGGAUGCCGGGGGGCUGCAGGUGCUGAACGCCCGGCUCCAGCCGCUCUCGCAGGCGUCCUCUCCCUGCCCCAUCCGCUGCGGCCUCUACUGCCAGGAGCUGAACCGCAUCGUGACGGCCGGCGAGCGGAACCUGACCCUCUGGGACUUCCGCUACGGCCACCGCAGCCUCCACUGCCGCCUCUCCGUUGACCUGGGCUCCGAGGACACCAUCACCCACCUGGCCUUGGAUGCCACCAGCUCAAAAGCCCAGCGCUGCUUCGUCUCCUACGGCACCGGAGUGGCGGCCUUCGACAUCUCCAAGGGGAUGCUCUUGUCCUCCAAGAGGAACCUUCACAGCAGGGUGAUCACAGACAUCACCUACUGCGAUGUGACCGGGUGCAUCGUGACGGCCUCCCGGGACACCACCAUCAAGGUCUGGGACGACAACUGGCACAUCCAGACGGUCUUCGUGGGCCACACUGCUCCGGUCAUUGCAGUGACGUUCUACCCAGAACGUCCGUUCAUCUUCUCCGCCUCCCAGGACGGGACCAUCCGCACCUGGAACCUGAGCACCACCGACCAGGUGGACCAGGUCCACACCUCGGAGCCUGUGGAGACCCUGGAGACCCUAAGCAUCUCACGGGUGGCCUCUUGCUCUGGCCGCCUCCUCAACCUCUGGAAGAUCAACCAGCUCUACUCGCUCUACACGCCGCUGGGGUCCCCCCUCAGGCGCUUGGCCUGCGUCAACUUGGAGGCCGUGGGAAACUUCCCGAUCCGCGCCGUCUGCAUCUGCCAGGACUGCUCUGUGCGGCUGGUGGACGUCCAGAGUGGCCUGAUCCUCUCCUCCUUCGUCUUGGAUCGCUCCUUACGGCCCAAGGAGGCCGCCUACUGCUUGCCGCGGGAGACUCUCUUCGUGCUGACCGAACAAGGCUCCCUGCUGCGCAUCAACACAGCCACCGACCCCAUGGUCGUGAGGAAGAACAUCUCCAACCAAGAGCCCAGGUCCAGGCCCUGCUGCCUCCUGCUCUACAGCCACAUCGUGGACCCCGGUAAAGUCUUAGCCACUUGGCUGCAGGUGAAGGAAGACAAGACUUAUCGGAAGCAGUGGCAGAAGCAGCCCCUCAUGCUCCAGGACAAAAACAGGUUCCUCCCCAUCAUGGGGCACAAGGAUGGGCUCCUGAGUGUGAUGGAAUGGUUUUCGGGACGGAUCCAGUGCCAGGUGAAAGCCCACAGCCCCAGAGCGGUCACGGCUUUGGCUGAAUAUCCCACCCAGAUGUGCGUCAUUUCAGCGGGGAACGACCGGACGGUGAAGAUGUGGCGGCUGUUCCCUUACGCGGAUGAGUGCCUGGUCCCCCUCCUCAGCUUCUCUUGUGCUGCUCCGGCCACCCACAUGUGCUCUCUGGGCCCCACGCUGGCGAUGGCCUUCCAAGACCCCCAGACCGUUACCCACCGCGUCGUCUACUACAACCUGAUGGAGCAGAGCCGCUCUGAGCAUGGGCCCGAGGAGGACGCCGAGGACGACAUCACAGGUCUCUGCUGCUGCCCCAACCUGAGGCUCUUUGCCUCAUCCAGCCGGGAUGGAUCCGUGAAGAUCUGGAACAUGAAGAAUCAGAUGCUGCGGCACCUGAAGCUGAACACCAUCCCGGAGGCCCUGGCCUUUGCCAACCAUUGGGGGGAUUUGCUGGUGGGCAUCGAGCGGCACCUCUACCUCAUCCACCACAGCAAGUACCUGCCCAACUACUAUAAGAUGAAGGUGUUGUGUGCAAAGUUCCUUGAGCCGCUCCAGGAUGCCUGCCUCCCGCUCAGCGAGACCCGCUUCCAGGCGUUGGUCCAGGAGAACACCCGGCGGCUUCUGCACGAACCGCCCUUGGAGGAGUCUGAGUCCCCGCUGCCUGGAGCUCACGGGCCGGUGCCCGUACAAGAGGUGAAGGUGACCAUAGAGAUGCCAGCCAGGAGACUGGAGUCUUUCCAGGUGGCUUUGAGGGACCGGGACCUGGAGCGGCUCCAGAGCGGGAGAGCCAGCCCGGCCAAGAAGGUCCGCGUCACCAAGGAGAUGAAGGACGAGGCCUUUGAGCAGUACCUGAAGAUCUUCUACAAGGAGCCCUUCAAGGUGGAGAUACCAGAAAAGGACACUUUCAAUGCUGACGAGGUGCUGGAAGCCAUGCGCUACGUGACCUCCAUCUCUGACCUCUAUGGUCCUGGCAAAAUGUUUCUGGGCUGCUUCCCUCGUCCUGAGAUUCUGAAAACAGCUGACCAGAUAUCAACGGAAACACCGUCGGUUGUCCCUGAAACGCCAGGAGGGAAGCUCAGUUUGGUGCCCAGAGUCCUGAAGGAGGAGAAGCCGAGAGCCCCUUCCCAGGCAGCCCCUUCCCAGGCAACCCCCUCCCCAGGAGUCCCUUCCCGGGUUGCCUCUUCUCCAGGAACCCCACAGACCCUGUUAAGCACCACUACGACGUCUGGGACGGAGUCGAUCUCAGAAGCCGAAGAAGCCCAAGCGAAGAAGCAGGUGGACGUCAUGAUGAAGGAGAUGUUCUACAGAGAGAAGUCCCUCCUGCCGCCCAUCCAGGACCCCUUGAUGAAGAGCCCCCAGCUUUUCCAGUCACGGAAGCAGGCGACUCUGGUGGACCCCAAGGCUGUGGCUCAAGGCCUUUUGCUCACCACCAAGGACUCUAAGGAAGGGAUGACCAAGCCUCUCAGGGAGAAGUAUGAAAGCCAGUUAGAUGUGAUUGUGGAACCCAGACCUAAGCCUGUGGUGCCUCCAAUGCCUCCGGAGCCUCCCGUGCCUCCCGUGCCUCUGAUGCCUCCGGUCUCUGUGCCUUUGGCGGCACCCAUGCCCCGCACUCCGUCCAUGAAGAGUGGGAAGAUCAUCGUCUUCAAGGAGCCAUCCAGCAUCGCCUUCAAGAAGCAACAGGCCACGGCCAUGGUCAGCCGGGAGCAGCAGCGGUCAUUUUCUCCGGGCGGGAGCAGCUCAUCCCCACAGCGCAGCAGCACCGGGUCCCCUUCGCGCCUCAAGAGCCACUCGUCUGAAAUCAUCAAGGGCUUUUUCCCGGAGAGGCAGGUCUCGAGCCCGCAGUGGAAGGACAUGCCACCGCCUGUGAAGAGCCAUCACAGCGUGCCACUGCCCAGGAUCGGCUCGGGGUUCGUGCCCAAUUCAGUGGUUUCCCAGCAGCUCCGCAGCCUGGAAGAGCUGGAGUUCAUGAGGAGGAAGGCGGAGGAAGACGAGGAAGAGGAGGAGAGGAUUAUGGAGAUCACAGGGCCCACGGAGGAGAGCCGCUUGGAUAGAAGCUUCUUCUGGUCACCUCCCCAGGACACUUCACCCCCGCCAGAACCUGCAAAAUCGCCAGCGCGGCCCCGCACUCCAAAGUCCCCCAGCUUCAAAGCGACGGCCUCUGCGGUUUUCAUGACACAGCUGCGUGAAUCCCUAUACAAAGACAAACGGAAAGAGCCGCCGUUCUUCGUCCUGCCGUUUUUGGAGCACGACUGGUUUAAGGCACUUUUCCCGGAGGGCUUCCCUCCGGAUAUGACCGUCAAUGAGUUCUUGACCGUCUUGCUGGGCAGCCUUGUCUCUGUGGACUUUGGGACCAAGUCGGCCAUAGUGGGUGCCAUUGCCAGGCUGAAGGAGACACUACAGGACCAGAUGAAGGACGUUGUCUACAAAACCGUCCUCUAUGUUAUGAACAAGGGGGAGGAGGAUCCCGCCAUGAUGGACCGGAACGAGAGGAAGUUCAUCCUGUCUGCACUGCGGAUGCUGCUUCACCUGGACAAGGACAAGGAGGAGCUGAUGACGGAGCUCAUGACCUACUAUGUCAUCUCCCCUCCGUCCUUCAGGGUUGCCAUGAAGGACUUGAUCCAGGACGUGGGGGUGCAGGACCCCCACAACUACUUCUUCAAGGAGAUGGACACCUGGCCGGUGCAAGAGGGCGACACCCGGGAGAGCGUGCGGAGGAGGAGCAGCCUGUGGUUGACGGCGCGGAUGCAGGAGCUCAGGGACCACCGGACUCUCCUCUUGGAGGAAGAGGGUCUGCUCGAAGGGGAGUCUUUCUCAGGGAUCUCUCAGGAGGACAUCCGGCGGCGGUCAAGCAAAGAGAAGGAAGACGAGGAAGAAGAAGAGGAGGAGGAAGAGGAGAGUGAUGGAGUCGUGGACCAAGUGGAAGAGCCAGAGACGGAGGAGGAAGCCUCUGAAACCUACGCAGAGGAAGAAAUGGACCUUGAGAAGCAGCUGGACGGAGGUGUCAGACUCGGCCAGGAGGAAGGCUUGGAGGUUGAGACGAGUGAUGACGAAAUCCAGAAGAAGUUUUCAAGGAAGAGACGCCCCUCUGAGAGAGAGAAGAAGGCCAAAAGGGCCUCACUCAAGUGGGUACAAACCGUGCGCCCCGUGGACGCCAUCCACUAUUUCAUGGAGAAGGAGCUGGAGAAAGAGCUGGCGGCCCUGAAGUCCAUCCUCACCCCGCUUCCCUCCGAGGAACCCGGACCCAAGAACACCAUCGUGGCCUUGCCCCCCGUCCACAAGAAACGUGCCAUCCUGCGACUGGGAGAAACCAAUGCGAUGCUGAGGAAAAGGAUACCUCACCACUGCUUCUUCUUCCCAUACAUCUUCCCACGUUACGUGAUGAAGGGGUUUGCACCCUUCGUGAAGCUUCCUCUGCCCAAGAUCACCCUGGACCCCUUCGCGCCUUCGCCGCAGAAGCCUGCCUCGUCAAAAAGCUUCACCACCGUGCAGCAAAUCGUCCGCAAGUACUUCAUCCCCAAGUUGUCCUAUGCCGACAGCUACCCUUGACCCACCAGAGGAGGAGGAGGAGGAGGAGGACUCUCACCUAAGAGGCAGGAGGGAGGGAUGUGCCAUUCAAAGAAGUGGCCAACAAUGGGACGGUUUGGCCUCAAGUGCCUGUAGGAGAGGAGCCUGUGUCCUCCAGGCAAGUCCGAGCUGAAUGGAAAGUCUCAAUAAAGCCACGACAGAAGCAAUAAAAGCAAAAGCAAAUCA
This is a messenger RNA of Anolis carolinensis (green anole), 9026 nucleotides long. It is a transcript of the gene wdr97, whose product is annotated as WD repeat domain 97. The record is from RefSeq and is a predicted model, not a curated record. Gene Ontology annotation, molecular function: protein binding. The coding region runs from base 3612 to 8822 and encodes 1736 amino acids. The transcript is spliced from 31 exons. NCBI's taxonomy places the organism in Eukaryota, Metazoa, Chordata, Lepidosauria, Squamata, Anolidae.